ACAACUCUAAAUAUUGGCGCUUGCCGGAAGUUUCGUCAUUUGGUCACGCUGCAAGUCAUUUCGCUUCCUAUGAUGUUCCACGCGAUGUGCAAGCACGCGCUGUUUUCUUAAUGAGCACACAUCAGACACACACGGAGAUUAAACACAUGAUUUAUUGCCGCCGGUAAGCUUUGUGGCACGUGCCAUUGUGAAAUACCUCGCUGAACGUGACAGAAUGAAUUUGACUUUGGCUGACAGUGCACCAACACGUCGUCUGCUAGUGUGAGGCAAGGAAUUCACGUCUGCUUUCGUCCUGGCGGGUUUGUAUUCUCCUCUCAUAGUUGGCGACAAACAUUAAUCAAAGCAAGCCAUUGAACCCGUUAUCACGUGCUUCCUUGACCCAGUCGCCCGGAACACUGGCUUGCUUCACGCACGGCUGUCACUAUACAUGAGUACGUUAUUACAACAGCAAUUGAGCUGAAUGACAAUCACGCAAAACACUGACUUGCCACUGCUUACUGUCGACCAGAUGGUGCCAUACCUGACACAUUUCACACAAACUCAAAACCACAUUUCUACUGACUGAUCACAGUCAACAUACCUGCGUCCUGUUUACAACAUGUCCGAGAAGCAUGGCGCGGUGGAGUUUGUGUUGGGAAUAGCCACAUGUGGGGCAGGCUUUUUCACAAACCCCCUGGAGGUUGUGAAGACGCGAAUGCAGCUCCAGGGUGAACUCCAGUCAAGGGGCCAGUACGCCAUCCACUACAGGAACGCUGCCCAUGCCUUCUACACCGUAGCCAAAAACGAUGGAGUAUUGGCCCUGCAGAGUGGCCUGGUCCCUGCACUGUGGUACCAGUUCUUCAUGAACGGCAUCCGUCUGGGCAGCUACCAACUCCUGAUAAACCUGGGGAUGACCAUGGACAAAACUGGACAUCCAAGCUUUGUACGCAGCAUCAUGGCAGGAGCAUUUGCAGGAUGUGUUGGAGCCAUGGUCGGGAGCCCAUUUUACAUGGUGAAGACCCAUCUUCAGGCCCAGGCUGUACGGGACAUCGCCGUGGGGACCCAGCAUCCCCAUGAGAGCAUGAGUCAUGGGAUACGAACUAUAUACUCCCAGUUUGGGCUGGUGGGAUUGUGGCGAGGGGUCAACGCAGCCGUCUGCCGGGUAACAGUAGGAUCCGCAUCACAGCUGUCCACUUUUUCUGUCGCCAAGGAUUACAUUGUGGAAUACAAGUGGUUUCCUAAAGACAGCUGGAUGAAUGCUCUCGUGGCCAGCAUGGCCAGCGGUAUAAUUGUCACCUGCUUCAUGACACCGUUCGAUGUCGUGACGACCCGACUCUAUAACCAAGGUGUGGAUGCACGUGGAAAGGGCUUGCUGUACUCUGGCGUGUCUGAUUGCCUCGUGAAGAUUCUCAGGAAGGAGGGUAUCUGGGGGUUCUACAAAGGCUGGGGGGCAAGCUACUUUCGACUCGGGCCCCAUACAGUCAUCAGUCUUGUGCUGUGGGACGAGGUGCGCAAACUCUACUCCAUUUGGAAGCGACCUCAAAAAGACAAGAAGGGAACGUACCAGAGCUGAUACACGUGUGUAGUAGCUGUAUGUUGCCUGUCUUUGUCAAGAAGGGAACGUACCAGAGCUGAUACACGUGUGUAGUAGCUGUAUGUUGCCUGUGUUUGUCAAGAAGGGAAUGUACCAGAGCUGAUACACACGUGUAGUAGCUGUACAUUGCCUGUGUUUGUCAAGAAGGGAAUGUACCAGAGCUGAUACACGUGUGUAGCAGCAGUAUAUUGCCUUUCUCAGGAGAAGGGGAACCACGACCAAGUAUAGUUGUGUAUUGUCUCCUCGUGUGUAUGCCAACCAAAUAUAAGGUUGGUUACUAGUAUACCCCAAAUGGCUGUGCCCUGCCUACCUCAUGGGGAAGGUUGAUGACAACCAGAUGUGUCUGUCUUUUGCAGAUUCGCAACAGGGGGAGAAUAACAUUCAAAUGUAUCCUUUUGAGAAAAUUUGACAGUGUUCAUAAGUAACUUUAUAUUGCCAAUCCUCAUCAGAAAGGAUGACCAUGGAUCAGGGAGGCUGAUCAGGACAGUGGACUCUGCCCCAGUGUGGGUACCUUCCUCACAAAUCAUUGUUCUUCCUUGAGAUGCAGGUCUCGUUAUGAGGGUCUUGUGAUGAGGGACGUGUGAUGAGGGCCUUGUGAUGAGGGUCUUGUGAUGAGGGUCUUGUGACGAGGGUCUUGUGAUGAGGGUCUUGUGAUGAGGAUCUCGUGAUGAGGGUCUUGUGAUGAGGGCCUCCUGAUGAGGGCCUCGUGAUGAGGGUCUUGUGAUGAGGGUCUCGUGACGAGGGUCUCGUGAUGAGGGUCUCGUGAUGAGGGCCUCGUGAUGAGGGCCUCGUGAUAAGGGUCUUGUGAUGAGGGUCCCGUGAUGAGGGCCUCGUGAUGAGGGUCUUGUGAUGAGGGCCUCGUGUGUACUACCUGAUGGUGAUGGAUAAUUAACAGCGGACCACCUUAGUCACUGUAUCAGUGAAGGUUUACAGUGGGCCAUGAAAUCCAAAUUUCUAAAACCAGUAUCUGUUUGUUUCAUAGUUUCAUUGUUUUUGAUUACAGUUUGAAAAUAGUAUGUUUGUGCAUUUCAUUUUAUUGUAAUGUUGAGUUUUGAGUGGACUUGUUAGCAAAGAAGUAUGUUUGAAUUGACUAGUUGGCAAGGACUGAUGUAUGAAUUUUACUGGUUGGUAAAGACUGAUGAUGGAGUUGACGAGCUCACUAAGACUGAUGAUUGAAAGGAGUAGUUGCCAAAGACUGAUGUUUGAGUUGACUAGUUGCCAAAGACUGAUGAUUGAAAAGAGUAGUUGGCAAAGACUGAUGAUUGAAUGGGCUAGUUGCCAAAGACUUAUAUGUUUGAGUUUACUAAUUAUAAAGGACUGAUAUAUGCUAUUGUGUGUUGUGUGCAGUGACCUGACAGUCAGAAGGGGUGAGUGAAAAUGUCAUGUAUCAUAACAUUGGAGUGUGUGGACGUUUGAGGUCAACAAUUUCUCAGGUGACCCUGGAUUAAAAAGAUAUAACCCCUGAAGGACCCUGGUAUUGUCACUACAUAAUGUUGCCAGUGAGGAUGGAUGAGAAUAUCAGCAGCUAAAGUGCAAAUUGAUUAGGAUCCUUGUGAUUAUGAUAUAAAUGAUGGGGAAUGUUCAGGAACAUUAUUCCCGGUGGCAACACCAGGUGAUGGUGAUCAAGGAUGUCUGAACCCUGUCACCAUGGCAGCUAACAUUUGCCUUAUGGGUGUUGUAAUUCAACAGAUUUCCACCAGAUCACAAAUAUGAAGCAAUAGAUAAUAAUCUAUUGAUGCAUGAAUACUGUUCAAACACUGAUAAUCUCAAGGACACAUCAUAACUUUAUACAUCACUUGACAGAUGUAUUACAUUGAUGUGAGUGUAUGAUGAUAUAUUGAAAACAAGAGUGUAUUUUAAUAAGCAAGAAAGCACCCAAAUGUGUCAUUUGUGAAAAUAUAAAUACAGGCUAUUGUGGGAAGUAGUUGUACUUCUGUCAAUAAAUUUUGUUACUUGUA
Messenger RNA from Haliotis rubra (blacklip abalone), 3531 nucleotides. Its product is annotated as solute carrier family 25 member 35-like. The record is from RefSeq and is a predicted model, not a curated record. Lineage: Eukaryota; Metazoa; Mollusca; Gastropoda; Lepetellida; Haliotidae.